GAGACGGCUGAGAGCUCGCAAGCCGCUUUAGGAGUGGCCGAGGAUCCGAGCGGUCGCCGCUGCCUGCAGACUUGCUCCUGGAGUUUGACCCACCGCUCUCUAGAUCGGCAUCCCCGGCGCCGCCGAGAUGCUGUCCUGCCGCCUUCAGUGCGCGCUGGCUGCGCUCUCCAUCGUCCUGGCCCUGGGCGGUGUCGCCGCCGCGCCCUCGGACCCCAGACUCCGUCAGUUUCUGCAGAAGUCCCUGGCCGCUGCCGCAGGGAAGCAGGAACUGGCCAAGUACUUCCUGGCAGAGCUGCUGUCUGAACCCAACCAGACGGAGAACGAUGCCCUGGAACCUGAAGAUUUGUCCCCCGCCGCUGAGCAGGAUGAAAUGAGGCUGGAGCUGCAGAGAUCUGCUAACUCGAACCCAGCGAUGGCCCCUCGAGAACGCAAAGCUGGCUGCAAGAAUUUCUUCUGGAAGACUUUCACGUCCUGUUAGCUUUAUUAAUUACUGUUGUCCAUAUCAGACCUCUGAUCCCUGCCCGCCACACCCCAUCUCUAUUCCCUAAUCCCCGAAAUCCUCAGCAAAAUCCUUGCAUUAAAAAUUGAAGACUGUAAAUAUAAAAUAAAAUUAUGGUGAAAUUAUG
Otolemur garnettii (small-eared galago) is the source of this 626-nucleotide messenger RNA. It is a transcript of the gene SST, whose product is annotated as somatostatin. Gene Ontology annotation, biological process: regulation of cell migration. Gene Ontology annotation, molecular function: hormone activity. Lineage: Eukaryota; Metazoa; Chordata; Mammalia; Primates; Galagidae. Gene Ontology annotation, cellular component: extracellular region. The record is from RefSeq and is a predicted model, not a curated record. Bases 128 to 478 code for a protein of 116 amino acids. The transcript has 2 exons.